Molecule: messenger RNA, 558 nt
Organism: Quercus lobata
Lineage: Eukaryota; Viridiplantae; Streptophyta; Magnoliopsida; Fagales; Fagaceae
Exons: 2
Coding region: 1-558 (185 amino acids)
Source: RefSeq, a predicted model, not a curated record
AUGUAUGACGAGUUAGAUGAGAACCAUGAUGAUGUUGCUAUCAGCACAUUCAAAAGCGGAUUCUCGGACGAGGAUAAGAAGGGAACUAUCCAACCUUACAACGAUGCCUUAGUGGUUACACUGAGAAUCGAAGGCUUCGAUGUGAGAAGGGUGUUGGUAGACCCAGGAAGCGCAGUGGAGGUAAUGUACCCCAAUUUAUACAAGGGGCUAAACCUGAGGCCGGAGGAUUUGACGGCUUAUGACUCUCCCCUUAUCAGCUUCGAGGGGAAGACUGUUACACCAAAAGGGCAGAUCAGACUACCCAUACAGACUGGAUCAGAGGUGGUGGAGGUGAACUUUAUCGUGGUCGAUGUCUACUCACCCUACACAGCGAUAUUAGCCAGGCCAUGGAUCCAUGCCCUAGAAGCUGUAUCCUCCACACUUCACCAAAAAGUAAAAUACCCAUCCAAAGGCCAAGUAAAAGAGAUUCGUGGAGAUCAGGCCAUGGCCAGGCAGUGUAUGGUGGCCGCCAUCUCACAUCGGUCCCAUGCCGAGUCCUCGGCCUCUGGGAACUUAUAG